UCAUGCCUUUAGUUAACAAAUGCUCAGGAAAUGUUGCUAAACUGUUCUAUUUGGUAUAUUUGUUAAAAAUCGUAACAUGUGUCAUCUCGAAAUAGUCAUGAAACCUGAGUUACCUGUACACUGCGCCGCAAAUUCUUAGAACGUCGCCAUUUUAACUUUCCUAUUUUAUAUGAGAUAUUUUCAUUUAUUCGUAUCUUUUUCGUUUCUUAAUUUAUUUAACUAAAAUUUUCUGAGAUGAUAUUAACAUAGCAGCAGAGGAAGUCAACAUGACAUUGUGCAGACACAUCAUCAGAUAUUUAAAAUAUACGUAAUUAAUUUUAGCCUAUUCAUAACAAAAUGCAAAUUAUUUGACGUGCGCCGGCAACUCAACCCAUGGUCGUUAAUAUUGAAAAUUUCUAAGUAACUAGAGUAAAUAUUUUGUAAAUGAUUUGUUGUAAUGUUAAAUAAUAAAAUUAACGGUUAUAUGUGUAAAUUAUUUUCAAUUGGCGUUAAAAAUGAACCGUCUAUAAAAUUUGUCACGGACUUUUGGGACAACCCUCGUAUGUUUGACAUUUUUGAAAAAAGGCAUAAGCUGCCUUUAAUAUGAGUUUACCCGACGUAAGUGAGUUAAUCAAGAUGUCAAUAAACGGACGUUAUUUCACUGUAUUUCAGAUGCCAUGUCCACAUGGAUGCAAUUUUGGAGAAGUAUGUGAACAAAAUAAAUAUGGACAUGGAAUGUGUGUUAUUAGAGAAUGUGUGAAUGGAACAGUUCCCGAACACGGUACUAUUCUCGGUAAUCAGAUGGAAAUUGGAAAAAAGAUCAGAUACAGGUGUGAUACUGGUUACAACGAGCCAAAUAUCUCCUUUGCAACAGUUGCUGAAUGUUUAGAUACUGGCGCAUGGAGCUUCAACACUGAAUGUUUGAAAACUAAUUAUACUUGGGAUUCAUGGACCCCUUGGAGCACCUGUAGCUUAAGUUGUGGCUCUGGUAUUCAAACCAGAUCAAGGAGUUGUUCUAUUCGUAUAGAAGGAAAUGAUGAAUCACAAUGCCUCAAGACGGAUGUUGGUGACGAGAAGCAAGCCUGCAAUGAUCAAACUUGUCCUAUACCAACACUUGGUCAAGUCUGCACAGAUAGCACGGACUGUAUAGAGGAAGGAGGAGUGUGCAUUGAAGGAAAGUGUUUCUGUGACAAGUUGUACAAAUAUGAUAGCCUACUAAAUAACUGCACUAAAGUGUGCUCGGAUAUGUCCGACGAAUUUACAAAAUAUGACAAUAAGGCUAUUUGGGGAUUCAACAGUGGUGGUCCUAAUUUGCAUUUUAACACAGUAGAAGAAUGUAGAGUUUCGUGUUCCAACAACCCUUCUUGCCUUUCCUUCGAAACAUGGCCAGCAGACAAUGGCGGCAUAGGAUGCACUACAGGAUCAGUAACAUCUGAUAUGAUUGAAACAAUUAAUCCACAACUUUUUCACUAUCCACCGGAUACAGAUCUAUAUUCGAGGAAAUGUAUUUAACUGCAAAUGAUAUACGAUGGAUAUCGCAAUACUAGUUUAUGUAGUUAGUUACACGGAUAUAUGGUGAAUAUUGCAAUACAAUUAAUUGUAAAAUUGCAAAGGAUAUAUGGUGAAUUUUGCAAUAUUUGUAACUGAAAUUAUCAACGAAGAAUAUUAAAUUUGCCUUAAAUUGAAUAUACCGUCUACAAAAUUGCUGUAUUGUUAAUCAGACAUUUUAUUAUUAAUUAAUAGUUUACUUAAAUACAUCAAUGAUAUUUGAAUGCGUCCUGCGCAUCUUAUUCAGGCACGAACGGGCACCUUAGCAGACCAAUCGAAGGUUCUGCAUGCUACUUGGAUAUCUUUCUAACAUGAAAGAAUCCGAAGUUCCUAUCGGGAUCGAACCAACAGCGUUGAAAUGCAUGUGGUUUGUAAUUAAUGACCUGAACCACUUGGCCAUAGGCGCCGAAAAUAUCUGAAGGUAAAUUGACUUCAAUGUAUAUGAAUGGUUAUAAAAAUCCUACUGAAUAAUUCGAAUUUAGUUUAGAAUUUCUAAAACACUUUGUAUAUUAGGCUUUGAUAUCAUGACUAUUUGAACACAAUUUAGAUGACUAUAUUGUUGUACUUGGUAUAUGCUAAAAUCUUUAGGUCCCUUUAAAUUAAUAAUUAUGAUGUCAAUAUUACAAUAAAAAGAAAUGUCUGCUCAUUUUCGAAUCAAUACCUAAUGUUAUGUAAAAUAUAAUCCUCUAUUCAUCCUCUUAUCAAUAAUUAAUUUGAAGUCACAAAGAGUGUUUUAUAGACUGAAUCAAACCGACUCUGCAAUUUCCAUUUAAUUUUGUUGCGAUGAAUGCUUCCAAGGGAUCACAUUUUAUCCAGAUAUGUAUACAUCACAGCAGCAGGUGUCAAGUGCUGUGUGGCAGCUGUAAAAAGUUGUCCCAUACUCC
Ruditapes philippinarum (Manila clam) is the source of this 2411-nucleotide messenger RNA. Its product is annotated as semaphorin-5B-like. The transcript is spliced from 5 exons. Bases 583 to 1491 code for a protein of 302 amino acids. Lineage: Eukaryota; Metazoa; Mollusca; Bivalvia; Venerida; Veneridae. The record is from RefSeq and is a predicted model, not a curated record.